Aphis gossypii (cotton aphid) is the source of this 1309-nucleotide messenger RNA. RefSeq lists its product as uncharacterized. NCBI's taxonomy places the organism in Eukaryota, Metazoa, Arthropoda, Insecta, Hemiptera, Aphididae. Bases 284 to 781 code for a protein of 165 amino acids. The transcript is spliced from 5 exons. Gene Ontology annotation, cellular component: membrane. The record is from RefSeq and is a predicted model, not a curated record.
UACGCGCCCUGUCCGACGUCCGCGACUCUAUUCCAUUCACAGUAAACGUUUGGACGUCAAUCACGCACGUUUGCGCGCUCGUUACCACUCGGAAAGUUGAUCGAUAUUUUAUUUUAUUUUUGUUUUUUUCGUGAUAAUAUUAAUAGCAACAAUAAUUCCGAAGUGUACUAUAACAAAACAAAAUAUAAUAUAAUUAUUAAUAUUUCGUAAUCGUAUUGGUAUAAAUAUCGUAUUAUUUUUUUAAUUUUCGUCCUAUAAAUAUAUUUUAUAUAGAUCUAUAAAAAUGUCUCAUACGGUGACAGUUACCAGGACUACAACGUCUACAACAUCUGCUAUAAUCCUAAAUACUGGUUAUGUGAAAUCGGUGCCUGGAUUGUUAAAACUGGCCGAAGUUAUUUUAGGUGGAAUUGUCUUGGGUCUGUUGAUUUAUAACAGGGACAAUUUAUGUCAUUGCUGGGUGUAUGGCACGCACAACGCACAACUUUUUUUUUUGGGCACAAUUAGUGCGUUUUUCUUAACGAGUCUUCUGUUGUUGAUUUCUUGUCUUCUAUCAAUUUCUACUGGGCCUAUCAUAUCUAAAACUAACUUUGAGUUCAUUUACCACGGUGCUGGAUUUGUAUUUUUGCUGUUGGCAUCUGUUUUCCUAUUACUUGAUGCAAAUGAUAAUAGUGGCCGUAACUCACAAAAUCACUUUAUGAUUGCAUCAAUUUUGGGAUUGGUAAUGGCAGCUUUUUACCUGUUAAGUUCAAUCUGGGGUUAUAGAUCAUACAGAGGCCCAUGAACAACCUGUCAAUAAUAUUUCGCAUAAGGAGCAUAGCCACAUAGACAAAGAAAACGGACGACUAGCAAAAAGCACAUAUUAAUUAAGGAUAAAAACCAGCUUAAUAUUAUAUAUAAUUUAUUGUAUAAAUUAUUAUUGUUAAGCAUUAUUAUGAUGACAGUUUUAUAUGGUCUAUUUAACUCUUUAUACGGUCAUGUUCUCAGGACUUUUAUAUUAACUUUGUUAACUAUGCUUAUGAGUUAUGACUUUUAUUAUACCAAAUGUGUUUGUGUUAUUUUUUAAGUAAAUUAAGACAUAAAAAAAAGCAAAAAACCUAUUGCCAUCUGCUCGUGCUUAAUGAAAAAUUAAGCAUCUUAAGUUUAUUUUAAUUGCAUUGUUCAAAUCUUUAUAUAUUUAAGUAAUAACUGUGUGCCUUAUGUAUUUAUUUUAUUGUACAUUUUUCAAGUGCAAGAAUAUGAAUCAAAAUUUAUGCUCGCAUUUAUUGAACUAAUAUUAAAUGAAUAUUUAUUAAUUUUAACACAACUAAAA